CAGCUGUGUGUUCAGAGGCACCUGUGCAUGAGGAGAAGUUUGUUCUAUGGCCUCAGAGCUGGGUGCCAGGGAGGAUGGCAGCUGCUCAGAGCUGGCAAAACCCCUUUAUCUGCAAUAUCUGGAGAAAGCUCUGCAACUGGAUCAGUUUUUACGACAGACGUCUGCCAUCUUUAACAGGAGUAUAUCCAGCGAUGAAAGUGAAGAUGGAUUGGAUGACAAUCCUUUGCUGCCUCAGUCUGGGGAUCCCCUGAUGCAAGUUAAGGAAGAACCUCCAAACUCUUUGCUUGGGGAGUCUUCUGGAGCAGGGAAUUCCGGGAUGCUGAAUACGCAUUCCCUGAAUGGAGUACUGCAGCCAGAACCAAAGUCUGAAAAAGGGAGCUUGUAUAACUUUUCCAAACUGAAAAAGAGCAGAAAGUGGCUGAAGAGUAUCCUUCUGAGCGAUGACUCCAGUGAUACAGAUUCACUAAGUGAUGAGGAUGGGGAGGAGGAAGAAGAAUUUUCUCUUUCAAGGGAGGAACUUCACAAUAUGCUGCGAUUACACAAAUAUAAGAAACUGCAUCAAAGUAAAUAUAGCAAAGACAAAGAGUUGCAGCAAUAUCAGUACUACAGUGCAGGACUGCUGUCUACACAUGAUCCUUACUAUGAGCAGCAGCGCCAUCUGCUAGGGCCCAAGAAAAAGAAAUUUAAAGAAGAGAAAAAAUUAAAAGGCAAGUUGAAAAAAGUAAAGAAAAAGAGGAGACGGGAUGAAGAACUGUCUUCAGAGGAGUCACCACGACGCCACCAUCACCAGACCAAAGUUUUUGCCAAAUUUUCUCACGAUACACCACCACCUGGGUCCAAGAAAAAGCAUUUGACUAUUGAGCAACUUAAUGCACGUCGGCGGAAAGUGUGGCUUAGCAUUGUUAAAAAGGAGCUGCCAAAGGCAUACAAACAAAAAGCCUCGGCCCGCAACCUUUUCCUAACCAACAGCAAAAAGCUUGCCCAUCAGUGCAUGAGAGAGGUACGUCGAGCUGCUAUCCAGGCCCAGAAAAACUGUAAAGAAACUCUACCACGAGCACGUCGUCUUACCAAGGAGAUGCUUCUCUAUUGGAAAAAGUACGAAAAGGUGGAAAAAGAACAUCGUAAACGAGCUGAGAAAGAGGCUCUGGAGCAACGCAAGCUGGAUGAGGAGAUGAGAGAGGCCAAGAGGCAGCAGCGAAAACUUAACUUCCUGAUCACACAAACUGAAUUAUAUGCCCAUUUUAUGAGUCGUAAACGAGAUAUUGGACAUGAUGGAAUACAGGAGGAAAUCCUACGCAAACUGGAAGACAGCUCUACCCAAAGGCAGAUUGAUAUUGGUGGAGGAGUAGUGGUCAACAUCACCCAAGAAGAUUAUGAUAGUAACUAUUACAAGGCCCAAGCUCUGAAGAAUGCUGAGGAUGCUUACCAGAUUCAUCAGGCCCGGACCAGAUCAUUUGAUGAAGAUGCAAAGGAGAGUCGGGCAGCUGCUUUACGAGCUGCUAACAAGUCUGGUACUGGCUUCGGAGAAAGCUACAGUUUAGCAAACCCGUCUAUCCGGGCAGGAGAGGAUAUUCCACAGCCUACUAUUUUCAAUGGAAAACUGAAAGGUUACCAACUGAAAGGCAUGAAUUGGCUGGCCAACCUAUAUGAGCAGGGCAUCAAUGGAAUCCUGGCAGAUGAAAUGGGUCUGGGUAAAACAGUACAAAGUAUUGCUCUUCUUGCACAUCUGGCUGAGAGAGAGAACAUCUGGGGACCUUUUUUAAUAAUUUCACCCGCCUCUACUCUUAACAACUGGCACCAGGAGUUUGCCAGAUUUGUACCUAAAUUUAAGGUGCUACCUUACUGGGGAAAUCCCCAUGAUAGAAAGGUGAUCAGGAAGUUCUGGAGUCAGAAGACAUUGUAUACUCAGGAUGCUCCUUUCCACGUGGUAAUUACCAGUUAUCAGCUAGUAGUACAGGAUGUGAAGUAUUUCCAGCGAGUGAAGUGGCAAUAUAUGGUGCUGGAUGAAGCGCAAGCACUCAAGAGUAGCUCCAGUGUUCGUUGGAAGAUCCUACUACAGUUCCAGUGUCGAAACAGAUUGUUGUUGACUGGGACCCCAAUCCAGAACACAAUGGCUGAGCUGUGGGCCCUGCUGCAUUUUAUCAUGCCAACACUGUUUGAUUCCCAUGAAGAGUUCAAUGAGUGGUUUUCUAAGGACAUAGAGAGCCAUGCAGAGAACAAAUCCGCCAUUGAUGAGAAUCAGCUAUCCCGCUUGCACAUGAUCCUGAAGCCUUUCAUGUUGAGAAGAAUCAAGAAGGAUGUGGAAAAUGAGCUGUCAGAUAAG
Molecule: messenger RNA, 2323 nt
Organism: Balearica regulorum gibbericeps (East African grey crowned-crane)
Lineage: Eukaryota; Metazoa; Chordata; Aves; Gruiformes; Gruidae
Source: RefSeq, a predicted model, not a curated record